This is a messenger RNA of Octopus sinensis (East Asian common octopus), 3689 nucleotides long. RefSeq lists its product as uncharacterized. Gene Ontology annotation, cellular component: external side of plasma membrane; integrin complex. The record is from RefSeq and is a predicted model, not a curated record. Bases 108 to 752 code for a protein of 214 amino acids. Gene Ontology annotation, biological process: integrin-mediated signaling pathway; cell-cell adhesion; cell-matrix adhesion. The transcript is spliced from 6 exons. Gene Ontology annotation, molecular function: integrin binding. NCBI's taxonomy places the organism in Eukaryota, Metazoa, Mollusca, Cephalopoda, Octopoda, Octopodidae.
CAAUUGAUCAACCAGAAAAUGCGAUAAAUAUCAGUGUUAAAACAAAAAGUUUUGAAAAACCACAAGAUUUGAAAAAUAAUAAAAUUACUAUUAAAAUUCCUAACAGGAUGAAGGCUUCUACAGAAUUCUAUGGAAACUCAAACCCUGAUCUGUUGACCUCUGAAACUAAAAACAUAACAGUCACUCAUGUGCUGGCUGUAUACAACCAUGGGCCAAGUCCUUUGUUUGGAGUUACAUUAAACGUUACAUUGCCAAGCCUCCUCAAAGAGAGACCUGAUUUAAUACAAAGAAUAUGCAAGAAUCCGUCUUGUCCCACUUCAUUCGACUGGCAAACCAUAAGCAAAGGAUCUAAUAGACAAGUUAAAAUUGUUUUUAAUGUCAAUGAAAAAAUUCAUUCGGUUAAAAAGGACUUAAAAUAUCUGGAGACGAAAGCUAUCUUGGCUAGAAAAGAUCAUCGACUAUACAUUGCUGAUAAGAAUCAAUGGCCAUGGAAGAUAUCGGUGCAAACUGCCUUCCAAAUAGAACAGGAACCUAUUGCCUGGUGGAUUAUUCUUCUUUGUAUACUUGGUGGCAUUUUUAUUCUUGCUCUCUUUAUUGUUUUGUGUUGGUGGCUUGGAUUCUUCAAGCGCAAUAAAGUCAAUCGUGAUGAAGACCAGAAGUCUUUUGCUGCCAGUGAAAAGUUAUCAAAUGAACCAGAAGAAAAUAAUGUUGUGCCAGAAAAAAACACAAACUCGGAUGACAAAUUUUUAUAGCCUUAUACUCAUUAUUUAAAUUAAUGUGUAUAUUGUGUGUACGUGUGUGUGUACGCUGCGUUUUAAGUACAUGGUUGGCAGUGUGUGUAUAUGUUUGUAUUGGUGUGUGUGUGUUUGAAUGAGAAUUGGAGCGAUGAGGAUGGUGGUGUGUGUGGUGGGGUCUAUUAUCUUUUCUGAGAUAAUUUGGAACAAUCUCAACUCUGUAAAAUUAUAUUCCAUUUCAAAAAGAAUCAUAACUGUUACCAAAUAAGAAUGUAAGGAUGUGUAUUACAAAGAAAAAAAGUAAAAAUGCAGUUAGAAUUUAAAGAGAAAGAGGAGAGAAACGUAUGUGUGUGUGUUAACAUGUAUAUGAAUAUGAAAUCAUAACAAUAGUAAUAUUAAUAAUUUUUUUUAUAAAACUUUUGCCUUCAUUUAAAAAAAAUAGGGAAAUAUUAAUUUAAAAUUGCUUUUUAAAUAUUUAUUUACCAAUUGUUUCCAAAAAUAUUUUAUCUGUGACAGAACCCAUUCCUUAAAUGACUUGAAAAUUCUUCAUCAUUAUCAUUAUUAAUUGGCAGUAUUGUUAGCGUGCUUGAGUUCCAGUCCUGUCGAGGUCAACUUUGCCUUUCACCCUUAGGGGGCAAUAAAAUAAGUACCAGUCAAGUUCUGGGGUCAAUAUAAUUGAUUUCCCACUCCCCUCGGAAAACUGCUGGCCCUGUACCAAAUAUUUGAAACCAUCACUAAGGCAGCAAGCUUUUACAGUUGCCUGCAAACAGGACGAAAUGCUCAGUGGCCUGUCUUAAUGUUCUGAGUUCAAAUUCUGCUGAGGUUGACUUUGCCUUUCAUCUUUUGAAGGUUGAUAGAACGAGUAUCAGUCAAGCACUGGGAAUGAUGUAAUCAACUAUCCCCACUCCCUCAAAAUUUCAGGCCACAUGACUAUAGUAGAAAGGAUUAUUAUUAUAAUUACUAUUAUCAUUCUGAAAGACUCUCAGUUCUUAAUUAUUGGUUGUUCUUUACUUGAAAGCUGGCAAUAACAAAUCAUCAAAGGCUUCCCUUUAGUGCCUUCUCCUGUGACUCAAAGAGACAAUAAUCUCCUUAGAAUUCAAGCUGUACCCAGCAGUGCUCUCUUCUGGAUCACUUCGAGCCUAACAGCAGCUCCGAUAUUCUUAAUAUGUUUUUCAAAACCCUUGGAAACUGCUCCUAAUGCUCCAAUUACCACUGGUAUCACUAUUACUUUCUUCAUGCCCCAUAACUUUCCUAUCUCGUUCCACAGUGGCUGGUAUUUCUCAAUCUUUUCUGUUUCCUUACAUUUCACCCUCGAAUCACCUGGUAUUGCAACACCUAUUAUAUUUGCUUCUUUUUCAUCUUUAUGGAUAAUCACGAUAUCUGGUCAUCUUGUCUCUAUGAUUUGGUUGCACUGCAUGUUAAAAUCCCAGCGUAUUUUGCAAUGUUCAUUUUCGAUUACUUCCUCUGGCUUAUAUUCAUAUCACUGUUUGGCUCUCUCAUGAUUUGCUUUACUGCACAACAGCAAGUGGACAUAUCUGGCCACAUUGUCGUGUCUCCUUUUGUAUUUGUGUUGUAUAAACUUACAGCACUCGCUAACAAUAUAGUUUAUACUUUCUAUCUUCUUAGAGCACAUCCUACUCUAUGGCAAGCCAGUGCUUUUAUUAAUGUGAUGCUUGGAGUAGUUUAUUCUGAAAGUUUGUUCUUGAGUGAUGCACGCUAAUACCUCAGUGGGCCCUUUUAAGUCUCCUUUCUGCAGACAUUGCCUGGUUCUAUUCCAAUCAAUCUCAUCUUUAUUCUUCAAGAACUGACUGUGCAUUUUCUUGUCCUGCCAAAUUUUCUUCAUCUUCUCACUCUGGUCUUUCUUAAAUUGUGUUGGAUCUACGGCUUUGUUCACUUUUAAGGUUCCCUGCAUUUUCACUGCUUCAAUCAUUUCUUCUUUACUCCCUUGACAUACCAAGCCAGGCUAUUCUCCUCUUCCCUUACACAACCUUCACAACACACCAAUCCCCGUCCUCUAUCUCUCCUCUUUACAUAUAAUCUUGACGCGUUGCUGUUGGAAUGUAGUUCCUUGUUCAUUGUCAUUGAGUUACAUGUUCUCCACUCUAUCUCUUGUAAUUCAUUCUUCUUCCAAGAUACUAUUCCUGUGCUAUAUCUCAUCAAAGCAACCGCCCAUGUGUUAAUUGCUCUAAUCUUAUAGCUGCCAUUUAGCUUCGAUUGGAACACAAGCCAAGUUCUCCUUUAAUGCUCUUUCCUGGACAUGUCUUUCAUCUUGUGUUCAAUCAUCUUAUCUUUUUCAAUGACACCCAGGUACUUAUAUGCUUCCUCUCUGACUUUCUUUACAGCUUCACCACUUUCCAGCUUGAUCCCAUGGCUUUUACUGAUUUCCCCCUUUUGAGAAUCAUUACACCACAUUUCUCAAUCCCAAAUUCCAUCCCAAUAUCUUUGCUAAUCAUCUGCACAGUUGCCACUAAACUCUCAAUUUCCUUCUCAGUCUUAGCAAAUAGCUUUAGGUCAUCCAUAAACCACAGGUUGUUUACUUUCACCCUGCCUAGCAUGUACCCCACACGCAGCUUUCUUAAAACACUGGUUAGUGGCAGUAUGUAGACAACAAAUAGGAGAGGCGACAGACUGUCCCCUUGAAAGAUUCCUCUUUUGAUAUUUACCUCCCCCAGAUUAUCUCCCCAUGUUGUGAGUUCAGUUCGCCACAUUGCCAUUGAGUUUUGUAUUAACUUCAGGAUAUUACGGGAGACUUUAAGCAGUUUAAGGCAUUCAAUAAUCCAUGAAUGUUGGACCAUGUCAUAAGCUUUCCUGUAGUCCACCCAUGCCAUUGCCAAAUUUUUGUGUCUCUUUCAGGAAGGGCAUCCGGCCGUAGAAAACUUGCCAAACGCAUAGCGCUGCGUAUAUAUUUGUAAUUGAUCCUUCAUUCCUCCGCUCUUACUGUUCCACUGGUAGUAG